CGAGAAGAGCCCAAAACGAACUCCUCGGCGACUAGUCGAAACCGGAGGAGCCGAUUGAUCCAACCAUGGAGCAGAAUGGCGGCGUCAGAAUUCAUGUCGGAGGAUUGGGAGAAAGCGUUAACAGAGACGAUCUUCUCAAGAUAUUCUCUCCAAUGGGAUCCGUCGAAGCCGUCGAUUUCGUCAGGACCAAGGGCCGCUCCUUCGCCUACAUCGAUUUCUCCCCCUCCUCCGACAAUUCCCUUACCAAGCUAUUCUCCAUGUACAAUGGAUGUGUUUGGAAGGGCGGGAAACUGCGGCUUGAGAAAGCUAAGGAGCAUUAUCUGGCGAAGUUGAGGCGCGAGUGGGAGAAGUGUUCCGAUGAUAACACCAGUUGCCUUCCACAGCCACCGCCUUUGACUUCCGACACUUCCGACGACAGUCACCUGAAGAUAUUCUUUCCCAGACUCAGAAAGAUGAAAUCUGUGCCUCUCACUGGGACUGGCAAACAUAAGUAUAGCUUCCAGCGUGUGCAAAUACCAUCCUUGCCAAAGUAUUUUUGUGACUGUGAGGAGCACGCUACAUCUCACACUCUGCAGGGGAACCGAUGUCAUGAUGUAGAAUCACAUCACGCGGGAAUAAACGAGGAAGAGCUGAAUAUUAUGAACACGGUGAUGAAUAGACUCUUUCAGGCAAACGGGGAAUGGGAAACAGGGGGUUUUGUAGAAAACAAAAAGGACAGUGACAUUGAAGAAGAUGACCAAGAUAACCUCGUCAUCAAUGUGGUAUCUAGUGUGAAUUCUAUUUUAACCUUGUCGACAAACAGGGAUCUGGAGACAGUCUCGAGAAAACGGAAAUCCAUACACAAGGAGACACAAGAAACUAGAGAAGGAUAUAUUCAAGGAAAGAAAAGGAAUUGUGGUCAUCCAAGCAAGUUAAAGCAAUAUAUGCCGCAGAUACCAGAAAACAGUGGUCCUUCAAAAAUGGAUGCAGAUAACUCCUUGGUCGGAUCAAGUAGACAGGUAUCAGAUGUCAACCGCUCAAACAGCUCUGUUUCCCGCCCUCAAAAGUCUUCCUGGAAAGCACUUAUAGCGAGUGCAAAUAAUAGCAGCUUUAGUGUAUCCAGUGUCUGUUCAGACUCUGCUAUUAGCAAAGAAGGGCAUCAUACAUCAAGCAACUCAGAUUUUGUUAACUUGCCCACUGAAGAAACUCUGAAUUUAAAGGAAGCGGGUGCAUCAGAAAUGGAAGGAUCGGCAGCCAAAAGUAUUGUCAAGAAGCAGAAAAGUAAAUCGAAAAUGCCGAGGAAGUCAGCUUCAGCAAAUAGAACUGAGAGGAUUGAGUCUACACCUGUAGUCCUCGCUAAUGUGGAAUCUGAGCUCGCGGAAGUUGAAUCAAGUGUCAGGUACUCUGUCAUUGAUACCUUAUUUCAGGAUUUGUCGGAUAAAGAAACGAUUGUAGGUAUGGAUAGCAAUCCAGUCGCCUUCAGUCGACUGACAAGCAUCAAGGAUGAUCAAUUUGUGCCCGAGAAAUCAGAUGCAGAAAAAGAAAUGUGCAAAGAAAAUCAGAACUUAACCGUGAAGGAAAAUGUCGCUAACUGUUUGGAUGAAGGGAAGGGGAAUCUCGAAGCGUUUAACAUAACAGCAAGAGGUUCUUUCUGGCGCCAGAAAUCAUCAUGGACUCAGCUGGUCAGCGAGAAAAACAGUUCAUUCAGUAUAACUCAGAUCUUCCCAGACUUGAAUUCAAAGGAUCAUGAACCUAGAGAAGUGAACCAUGAAGAUGAUGAAGAGUAUGAUUCUACCAAGAGAGAAAGUGCAACAAGCCAGAGCAAAUGUAAGCCCAAUCAAGAUGGUUUUAGGGCAAUUGCAGUCACCAAGGAUACUAGCUCAGAUGGUGUUCAACCAAAUCAGGGCAGUGAUGAAACAAAGAAACUGCUGAUUGGGGCAACCCGGGCAAGUAGCAGAAUCGGUGAAGAUGGUUCUAGGGUUGUUGGUAUCGAUGAGGAUAGUGUCAUUCAGAAAAGCCCAGAUGCCUUGGAAACAGUCGUCGCCAAAGAACCUGGUUCAAUCAAGAGCCCGCUGGCGGGUGAAGAGGGCGGAACUUGUUUGUUCAUGAGGUCUGGUGCUUCUUUGAAAGCGUGGGCGGAUGCUAAGAAGAAGGUACUGUCCGUUUCGGGGAAGGGAAAACCCCGAGAUCAAAGAUAAUAUGUUUCAUGCAGGCAUCAGAUUCUUUGAAGCAUGUGGGAGGAGAUGAUUUGGGGAUUUCUACGAUCGAUUUUGGACUGCUAAGUUUGCUUGAUUACUCUUUUAUUUCUUUGAAACAUUUAUCAUCUUUGAGCUGGAUUUCGGCCAUGUUGCCUGCCUACCUCGAUAUGGCCUUGGAUGCGAUGUUUAAAACUAGACGAUCAAUAUAAAAUCCUUGAGAAUUUAAUAACGCAAAUUUGGAUA
Tarenaya hassleriana is the source of this 2420-nucleotide messenger RNA. RefSeq lists its product as uncharacterized. The coding region runs from base 66 to 2177 and encodes 703 amino acids. Gene Ontology annotation, molecular function: RNA binding. Gene Ontology annotation, cellular component: nucleus. Lineage: Eukaryota; Viridiplantae; Streptophyta; Magnoliopsida; Brassicales; Cleomaceae. The record is from RefSeq and is a predicted model, not a curated record. The transcript has 4 exons.